AUGGGUACAAAGGCCAAAUCAGACCCUCCCCAGAAGGGUAGUGGAUCUAAAGGCGGAGCUAAGGGUGAAUCAAAGUCCUCUGAUCUGACAGAGGAAGAACGUAAACUCCUUAGACAAAUAAUCCGUAGAAUACAGAGAAAAGGAGAUAAGAAAGCAGAUCUCUUCUCUGUCGCUGUUGCCGCCGUCCAGAAUGACACUUCUGAGCCAAACAUGAUGCCUGUCCAGCAAAUUGAAUUUCAGGAGGACGUGUGUAUGUCCUUACAGGAGUCGGUGACACCCUCACCAGCUGACACUCCUGCCGAUCUUGAACCUCAGGACAACACAUCACAAGAAACGACAUCUACCAGCGCCGUCUUGGUAGUACAGGCGAACUCCGCAGAGGAGCCAGCCGAAGAAGACUCCUCACUUAUUCGGCUUGAACCACCUUUCCUCCAAUUCUUGUGCAACCUCACUGAGAAAGGCAUCGCACAGAAGUUUUACGUUAAUACCGUCCUUGAAAAUGAACUUCAACACGAAGCACUCCUAGACACUGCUGCUGACAUCACUCUGAUGUCCUCCACGCUCUUUAAUCGCUUGCGCAAUAUGGUGCAGCAGUCCAACAGGGACAUCAAGCUGCAGCCCUGCGCCAUGGAGAUUCGGCCGUACUCUACAGACAGUACGACUUUAAAUACAAUGACGAUGUUGAACAUCUCCAUUGGACCAAUGAAAAUCAUGCACCCCGUGUAUGUGUCGCCCCUUGAGUCGAUUCCUUUCCUCAUCGGUCAAGACCUUUUAAAACGGUUUGAGCCCCUGAUCGACUAUCGACAGCUGAAAAUAUGGGCACAGGUCCGCAGACCAUUACCCAUACCAGCAACCGACAAGAAUCGGGCUCAGUGUUACGCCUUGACGCGUGAACUUGCUACAAGCACACCGACAAGUGUAAGCUCACCGGAACAACCCUACUUGACUGAGUCAUCGAAAGGCCACGAGCAGGGUUGUGGCUCGUCGUCAGUCAUAAAAAGGGACACAUUUUUGUGCAAAUUCGAUGACACCAAUGGACCCGACACACCCGGGCCAUUGAUCACUGAAGGCAUCAACUUGAAUGAGAAUCACGUCAACGAUGUGAUUUUGGCUCUUUGGGCUGACAGAUCAGCCAUCAGCCGUGAACUGUACGACGCCUUGUCUAGGGAUGACCCGAACCUCCAGUGUGUUUGGAAAGCAUUUCGCUUCCCCUUGGACUCCCUUCCUAAAACUACCAUGACUGCUGAAGGCGUCUGUGCCUUAACUGUGCGAUGGAACAAAAGGGAGAUGACUCACCACUUCUUGGUCAUCCCAGACCUACCAUAUCAGGUCUACAUGGGAAGUGAUAUACUGGUCAGGUUGGCAGUCCAGGUCGAUACCAUUAACAACAUACUGUGGUCCCUUACCAGUGUUAAUGAGGAAACCCUGACCCCUGAUGUCGACAACAUCAUAUCAGGACAGUCAAUCCCUGAAGCCUGUCAGGUAGCCAAUGAACUUGACAUUGUCAUACCUGCAAUGACCACAAAUGUUCCCAUUCGCUUGAACCUACAACGUGGACAAAAGCUGUCGCACACUCAAGCUUUCUUCCAGCCGUCGUUGCUCUUUCUUAAACUAGGGCUGUCUACUCAAGCAACUCCUCUUCUUGAGCUUCACUCGAGAUUCACACACUUGCUUGUACAAAACAUGACACCCGAAGAUAUCCUGAUCCCUAAAUCCACCCCGCUGGGUUGGUUGAUCAGCACGUCGUUCCAUGACUUUGAAUUGAGAAUUCCUGUAAUAGGAAAAAUGCCCCGUUCUCUGAUGUCAGACCAUUCGCCGGAACAGGUCUUUCAUACCCUACCUUCCAGGGCUAUCUCGCUCUUCCCAACUGUACCGCUGGACCACGACACCAUCUGUCAGGUCGACCUCUCUGAGGAUUCACAGAUGAUCCUGCACACAUUGCAAGUCCUAAGCGUCAGUUCGGAGCCAGAAUUGGCCCAUACACUUUCCGGGGUAGAACCCUCUAUCUUCCCAACCGGGCAAACACCUGAGCACGAUCCAGACUUUGAUGCCAAAGUCGAACAGCUCGUAGCUGAGGCAGACGCCCUGAACGGCGAAGAGGAGCGUGAAAAGCUUCGCAAACUUCUGCACAGAUAUCGAGCCUCUUUCGCAAAAGACUCGCUUGACUGUGGCUUAACCUCUAUCCACUCUAUCCGCAUUCCGACACCACCGGAUGCACCACCAACUUUUGUACGCCAGUACAAAAUUCCCUUAGCGUCCUAUGAACCUAUUCAGGAAAUCAUAGACGAUCUUUUGGCGAAAGGGAUCAUUCGGCCAUGUAACAGUACCUACUCAGCCCCACUCUGGCCGGUACUGAAACCAAACAGUAAAUGGCGACUGACCAUCGAUUACCGAAAGCUGAACCAACAAGUUCACCUUUCCAGGUGGCCUAUGGCUCAGCUCCAACAGGAUCUGCCAAAGAUCACUGACGCGAGAUACUUCUCCACUCUUGACGUGGCAUCAGGGUUCUGGACGAUACCAGUACAGGAAGCUGACCAACACAAACUGGCGUUCACUUUUGCCAACAGGCAGUACACCUUCACCCGAUGCCCUUUCGGCUAUGCCAACUCGCCAGCAGAGUUCAACAUCUUUUUGAACAAAGCCUGCCCAGAUGCUAGUGAGAGAGGCACCCUCAUAUAUGUCGAUGACAUCUUAAUGAGGAGCCAAACCCUGGACAUGCAUCUCGCUGAGAUUGACCAUGUCCUGAACCAGCUCACGAACGCCGGGGCAAAGAUAUCUCUGUCGAAAUGUCAGUGGUGCAGGACCAAGGUGAACUAUGUCGGUUUGCUGGUUGGUCCAACAGGUGUCGAACCACAGCUGAGUCGUAUUCAAGGCCUGUUAAACCUUAAAGCUCCCACGAACGUCUCAGAGCUUCGCAGCUUUUUGGGAGUAUGUAACUACUCCCGACAGUUCAUUGAGGACUAUGCAGACUUAGCAAAACCCCUCACCAACUUACUGAAAAAGGACGUCCCAUUCACUUGGGGACCGUCCCAACAACACGCCAUGCAAGCUUUAAAAGAUAAACUCUGUGCAGCUCCUUGUCUUGCCUACCCAGACUGCAACAGACCGUUCUAUCUGGAGGUCGGUUUCUCUUGUCACUGCCUUAGUGCAGGACUAUACCAGAUCCAUGACUCGGAUAAACGAGUUGUCGCGUAUGCUAGCAAAACCUUGUUGGCUCCUGAACUAAAGUUCUCCGACUGCGAAAAGGCACUUCUCGCCACUGUGUGGGCUGUGAAGCAUUUUUCGAAUUAUCUUGGAGGCCAAAAGGUGAUUGUGGAAACCAAUCAUCAACCAGUGACCUUCCUUAACAGCCAAAGAAUCAGAGACGGCGUUGUAACCAACGCUCGUGUAGCAUCUUGGCUUAUGGCUCUUCAGAGCUUUGACAUCGAGGUCCAUUACGCCCAAAAUCGCAAAACACCUCUCGGGAUGGAACUCGCAGCGUGCCAAAGCUGCUUGACAGACAGCGCGGACACAGGGUCCCCAACCUGCGACCCCGAGCCACCUGAAUUAUCUUGCCACCGGUACUUCGACGACAAUGUCUGCAAAGACAUGAUUACAGCUUACGUUGAUGGUUGUUCAUACCAUCACGACACUGUUCUUAGAGCAGGCGUGGGUGUUGUCUGGGUCAACCAUGAACCGUGUGAACCACUCAGCUUCAACCUAGGGGCCCAAACGUCCCAGUAUGCUGAAGUGGCAGGCAUUCUGAUUGUUUUGCAACUUGCUGUGGAACACAAAAUCCACGCCUUAACGAUCUGUACAGAUUCCAACUAUGCGCGACUCAGCUUCUCAUGCCAUCUGCCUUUGUGGAAACGCAACGGUUUCUUGACCUCGAACAGAAAGCCGGUCAAACACAAAGAUCUGUUCCUGGCGUGCGACUUCUUGACCUCUAACCAUGAUCUCCAGAUCUAUUGGAAGAAAGUCAGGGGGCACUCUCGUAUCCCUGGUCCAGACAAGAUGUUUAAUGACCAGGCUGACUCCUUGGCCAAGCAGGGGGCCUUAACUGGCUCAAACUGGCACUUUGAGCCCUCUGUUUUUCCCCUCCCACCCGUGCCCCUGGUUUGUGCUGUCACCAGAGCCCAGUCUCAACCUCCACCUCGCCCGGCUCCCUCGGGCCCGGUCUCCGCCACUGUGGCUCCGGCUUUUUCUGACUCUGACUUGCUGGUGCUCCAAGCUUCGGACCCAGCCAUUGCUGCCAUGACGCAGUUCCUUUCAGGGCCUCCUGACUCCUCCAUGCCUCCUGACUUGCUUGCCCUCCAUCCCUGGCCUGCGCCAUCUUUUCCGCGUGCGCUCUUCACUGCGGCUCGUCAAGGGCCUUCUGGUUUAUGUCUCCGAAGCACUCACUUCGCCUGCCCUCGUGGUGCCUCGCAGCCACAGGGGGGUAAUGUUGACAUACGCCCAUGA
This is a messenger RNA of Xyrichtys novacula (pearly razorfish), 4440 nucleotides long. The record is from the annotation of a GenBank genome assembly. Lineage: Eukaryota; Metazoa; Chordata; Actinopteri; Labriformes; Labridae.